UUCAGACUCAAAUAUAUAAGAUUUGUGUCGAAUGUGAGGCCCCGUCGUGUAACGUUAGAAAUAUCGGAGCCAUGCUGUCUUAUACACGUCGGAAUACCGUCCGGGUAUGCAAAUAGGCACCUCAUCAACGGUUAAAAUUUUCGCAGGCGUAGAUAUCGCCGAUUGAUACAAAACUGUAAUCGAACAAAUACUGACCUGAUAUUGCAUAUCUUGUGCAACGGAAACAAGCAACUGAUUCGGCCAAACAAAUCGCACUUUUUUGGUAAACGUGAAGUGCGAAUGAAAUGAUUCACCUAUAAGACAAAUCACAACUGUUAGUACUUUGAUGAAUGAUCGGUGAUCCAGGAUCGAAGAUUGUUGGAAUUGAAAGAUACUGUUUCCCAAAGAAAAAAGGACGAUAUCAAAAUCAGCAGAAGCGGAAGAAGAGAACCAUUGCUUCGUUGUAUCUCGAUUCUAAUGACUUGUGAACUGGUUGUAGAAACGAAAACAAGACUUUAGUUACAAGUUGAUAAUAAAGAACCGCAUUCGGGCGAACGUCAAGAUUGAAUAAGAUUGACAAAUUCUUCCGGUAGUGAAGAAGUAUCAAGAUUGGAGAAUCUUGCAGUCCGACAUAUCAUCACUUUACUGCUGCUAUCCAAACGCACAAGAACGAAGAAAAAUAAAAGAGGAAAUUUUUGUUCCGGAGAAAAGUGAUUCUCUCGACGGAUAUCAUUGAAGGAUAUAAAUUUCACGGACACAGAGAUAGGAAUCUAAAAUGAAUCGAAAGCUGAGGCGCACGAAUAAUGAAGAGCAAACCUGGACGCUACUAUUCGAAAUAUAAUUAUUGCCGCCAAACCGGAAGAACCGGAAGCGAGAACCGUACACUGACGAAGUGUAAAAAUGCGGUUCAAAUUAUUGAAAUUAGCGACUGUCCUGCUCAUCGCGGGAUCCAGCUAUGGGAGACCUCAAAAGCUUGAGGUCUCAAGGAAUCUUCAACCGGAAGUAGAAGACCUGAACACAGAAACAUGGCGACCGGUGCAGCGCGGCGUGAAUUUCGCACAGGAGCCGAAACCUGUCGUCAAGGAUCUGCCUCAAAUUGUCGAAGGCAAUAGCAGAAUCGAUGUUUCGAAGUCUCAGCGGGAUGCUACAGACCUUCCUGACAUGAAGCAGUCUCUGAGAACUGUGGCAACGCAGUUACUCAACGUGACUGAUCCUAAUGAAUCUCCAAAGACGACGGUCGACCUGAAGAACGAAGCUGGCAGGACGAGCGCGCCGAAGAGGCUCAUUACCGUCGGAAAGAUCGGGAAAUUUGGAAAUACAGCAAGCACUGAUGCGAAGUCGAAAACGGAGGACCCGGACCUUCUUAUAAAGGAGAUAAACUCGGAAAUAAGUUCCAUGGAGUCUAUCGGCGUCAGUUUUGGACGACCUAUGAACUCGAAGUUUGGUUAUUUCGAAAGUAGCCACCCGGGGCUUGCAAUGGCCGUGACAGAUGAGGAGUUGGAGAAGGAAUUGUCCUCGAGACGAGACGUGAUUGGCUACAAAAACCAGCUAACCACCCCCGGCGGAAUAUCGACCUGGAUUCUCUUGAACCCACCAACGACAACGCCGAAAUCUGUACAGCAAGAGGCGAAGAAACCUGUAGACACAGUCAACAAAUUCGCCGUCAAGCCGACGUCUUCUAUCGAGAAGAUAAAGGUUGAUCAACAGGGCCAGAAGAAACCGAUUGCAAUAGUAGAAAAGGUAAUGCCAACAGAGUCCUCAGGAAAGUUGGCGACAAAUAAGGUUAAGCCCGCUCCGAGUAACUCUAGAAAUGGUCCGAAAACGACAACUGCAAAACCGCAAGUGGCGCAGACGACACCUAAGAAAGCGACUGUCAAAGCUGGACAGUCUGCUGCAGAAGUUACGACCCCGAAGACAGCUGUGAUGACGUCAACACCAACUCCAACCGUGGAAAAGAGCAACUUCCCCACAACGGAAAAAGUACUGACAGUGACGAAGAAAAUUUUCCAAGUCCAAAGAACAACCCAGCAAAAGUUGGUGACGUCUACGACCACCGUUAGGUCAACGCCAAAAAUAACGAAGGGAAAUCUGAACCGAACCAGAUUUCCAGCCAGAACUACGACAGCGAAACCGGCGAACAAACCUGAAACAGUAUCCACAACUAGGAUUGAGAAGGUGACGUUUAAGCCGGUUCAAAUGAUACAAACGCCGAAGGAUGAGACGAUAAUAGAGAGGCCCACCUUUGUAGCGAAGAUAAAGACGCCUGUCCCUGUGGAAAUGCCGAAAAGCACUCCGGCGCCAGCUCCGAAAAGCACAACACCGGAGAUCAGAGAAACGACGACGGUUGCAAAGACUGAUUUCACGGGGUCUGAUCUCGUUGAAGUUCCCGUCCAGACGAAACCUCCGAUAACGAAGAUAAACAACGUCUUAAAGGCUCAGAUGAAGAAACCAAUCGACGAAGCACCAAAGAUCGAAGAUCCAGUCUUGAAGAGUAAGAAACAGAGCGCUGACGAGAAAGUUGAUGCCUUGAGUGAUCAAGCUAUCUCCCAGGCACUGAACAAUUCUCAGAUCGAUCUCAAGUUUGACUUCAAUCCUGAACUGACGAAAAUUGAAAUAAAGUCUCCACCAGAAGAGCCGUUAUUGAGCACGACUACGAAAAAACCGAGAAGAAGUUCGCAAAAGCGGCGAAGAAACAAGAACAAGGCGAAGCGACGUAGGCCUUCCACCUCGACCACGGAAAGCAGUGAAGUUACGACGGAACUAAUCUCCAGUGAAACAGCUCUUCAAGAAUCCAAGGUGGAGCCUGAGACGAAGGAAGUGAACGCGACGAAAACGAAGAAGAAACAAGUCGAGAAACCGAUCGGUACGCAGAUUUAUAAUUACUUGAGCCGAGAAAUCAUGCCAAGCUUCGGAGUUGUGUCUUUGGUUGGUCUGGGACUGGGAUUAGCUUCUUAUUUUCUGUAUCCGUUCGGAGGUGGAAUUGCACGCAGAAAUUACGAGGUCGAGCCGAAUUACAAAUACAACCUUGGCGAAUAUGGCGGCAAUUAUGGCCAAAGUGAGGAAGAAGUAUUCUCUAAGGUCAUUCAAGGUAUGACGAAUCACGAAGCAAAGUAUGGGGGCGCCAAGGAUUACGACAAUUAUUAUCGAUACCAGAAGUUUGGAGGUCCCGCUAUCACUGACACGAAGCUGACGAAGAGAAUUGAUCACAGAUAUCCCACGUCUUCAUCCGAACUGUCGUAUAAACCGCUCGAAAAUAACUACGACAUGAAAUAUAAAAACACUGAAUUCAAGUAUCCCGAAGUUUCGACGACGGCAAAUUAUUUCGAACGACAAAAGCAGUCUGGCUACACCGUAUCGGCUGACGGAGACCCGGAUCGUCAAUUUGUUGUCGGUAGCGUCCCUAAGGAGUACGGCUACGUCGAAAGCCCAGUUGUUGGCCAGAAGACGCCAACAUACGGUGGAAACGGAGACGGCCAGACCCAGUUUGAGCAGGACGUUGCACAGAACUACGCUUUUCCAAAAAAUCCAGCAAAUAUUCCUCCGUUGCAAUCGUACGGACAACCGGAAGCGUUGCCCUUGAAGAGCGACACCAAUUACGAGGAGAUCGAGAUCACGCCUACGGCAGUCGCGGUCGAACACGGUCCCAGAGCUCUGAAGGUCAAAAGGUCGAUAGACGAAGAACACUCGCGUGCACAUCCACGAUUCCGAAGGGAGUCCGUUAUCCAAGUGAUACCACCUAGCGGUACCCUAGCAGUGACCGAAAAAGAGGAGAACUUGAGCAACGAAAUAUUCGACAUCCUAGACCUGAUGAUUCCGGGCAAAGGCGAGGCUCGGAAUGUCAAGGACCACACGAUGUCGAACGCUAUUGACCACGACGAGAAGAUCGAGAAGAAGAGGGAGGGAGAAAAGGCAAAGAUAGGCGACAGUACCACGGAGAAAAUUGUGGAACACGAGGGCGAGAAAACCAGCGAGAAAUUGGUGUCACCGACCGUCAUACCGACGAUGAGUCCCACGGAGACAUCAUCGAGCAUUAAUUCGCUCUCGACAACCGCGUCGCAAGAGGCUAAAGUGAUUACCACGACACCAGCUGCGUUCAGCGAAGAAGCACCGACCGAAUCACAGACCAAAGAUGAGUCGACUGACGAUACGGCAACGGAAACUGAGGGACAGGAUCUCGAAGAGGCGACUGUAGAGUGGAUAGACGCAGCGACGACUACCGAAAAGGCGGACAAACCGGAAGAAUCGGGCUUCAACGUAUUCGAAUUCGUUAGGAAGGUCGCGGAAAUUAAGUUCAGGUUGGGAUUGACCAUACUGAAACAUGCGAGCGAAGGUUUCGCGCGAUAUUUAGGCGGUGUUCAGAAGAGAAUCAAUGGCGAGGAAUGACCGCCAUGUGAUACGGAGAGGAGAAGCAGACUGUGGGUCGAAUUAACAUUACACGUACUAUUAUAGUGAAAUCACUUUGAAACUAAUAAUGAUUUUAUUCGCGUUGGACUUAUUAUUGAUGAGUAUUUGUCACGGUAAUCAUGCGAGUAGUUAAUCGGCAUAGAGUAAUUAUAAUCGGUUUUUUUUUUUGCCAUCGUGAACUUAUCGAAUACAAGUCACAGCGACGAUGUGGCAUUACGGUGUAGUUUUAUUAUUUGUAAAAGAUGAGCUCGAGCACCGAUCCGAUUACUGUGCUCGAGUUCAUUUUGUAACAAGGCCAUGAAUUUUUCAAUAUCUUUUUCAAAUGAAUAUCUAAACCAGGCUCAUUUCAAUCAGGCAAUGGGAAAUUCUGGCGUUCAAGCUCUCUUUGUUUGUAAGAAACUUUGAAGAGGAAAAAUUAAAAAUUUCUUAUCGACGAAUAACAAAUUAUACAUUGUCACAUAGUAUAUUAUGAUAUAGGUAUAUAUUUUACCCGCAAACGUUAUUAACUUCAUUGAAAUUACAUACACCUACAUGUAUAUGUAUAGAAAAUUUAAGAUGAUAUUGUACCUACAACGCAUUUUCCUACACUUUACUUUCAAAAAGGGAAGCAUAUGGGGUUGAAGCGUUAUUCUUAAAAAAUAAUUUAUUGCAAGAUAUAUAAAUAAAUGUAUCCAUUGUAAUGGAAUUUCACUCAAAUAUCGUAUGUAAAUAAAAGAAUUAAAUCUUGCACGAAUCGAUUUCACGAAUAUUUUCGCACCUUUUAUUGUCAUAAUAAUGUUGCUUAAAAAAUUACCAAUAUACGAGUUAUCAUUACCGAAACUCUAAUUCAAACUUUUUUUUAAAACUACAUUGGCAGUUAUCUACCAAUAAAGUCAGUCGGAUAAAAUACGAAAAUAAUAUAAGAACAAAGCGAAAAUGAUGAAUAAGAUGAAAUAAGUUACGUAAUAAUUUAUGAUAUAAAAAAACUCAGCUACCAACACUUAUGAUGAUAAUGAGGCGGACAUUGCGUGAGGUGAUAUACUUUA
This is a messenger RNA of Neodiprion fabricii, 5408 nucleotides long. RefSeq lists its product as uncharacterized. NCBI's taxonomy places the organism in Eukaryota, Metazoa, Arthropoda, Insecta, Hymenoptera, Diprionidae. The transcript has 4 exons. The coding region runs from base 880 to 4362 and encodes 1160 amino acids. The record is from RefSeq and is a predicted model, not a curated record.